Messenger RNA from Labrus mixtus (cuckoo wrasse), 7184 nucleotides. Its product is annotated as clathrin heavy chain 1-like. The record is from RefSeq and is a predicted model, not a curated record. Bases 797 to 5827 code for a protein of 1676 amino acids. Gene Ontology annotation, cellular component: clathrin coat of coated pit; clathrin coat of trans-Golgi network vesicle; clathrin complex. Lineage: Eukaryota; Metazoa; Chordata; Actinopteri; Labriformes; Labridae. The transcript is spliced from 32 exons. Gene Ontology annotation, molecular function: structural molecule activity; clathrin light chain binding. Gene Ontology annotation, biological process: intracellular protein transport; mitotic cell cycle; receptor-mediated endocytosis.
UUUUUUUUUUUUUUUAGCUUUGCCUUGAAUUGUUCUGAAAAUGAAUAUAAUAAGGUUUUUAAUCCCAAAGAAACUCAAAAGAUGUGCGGACUGACAAUAAUAUUGACUCUUUAGGCUACUGACAAGUGGUUUUACUAAAUUUAACUGAUAUCUAAUUUAAGGUUGUGGGUGUCUGUAGGCUAUUUCCACUAGGAGUUUUUGCUUCUUCCUCGAUGGCCAAGUUGGACACAAGCUUUAAAAGAUAUACUCUCAUAACAGAAAUACAUGACUUGUUUGUAAAGGAAUUGCCCUUCAUUCACAGGAGCAAAAUUACUAGUUUUUAUAUAAAUGAUUGGAAUUGUUGAAACUUGCUAAUAGCUGAUAAAUCGACAAAACAUUUGAUUCACCUUUAAUUAAAAACCAUACAUUGUUUAGGCACCCUUCCCGACCCAGGUUGAGAGACCCUUCCAGAGCUACCAAGAUGCUUCCGGAUUGGGAAGCCUCUGUACCGUUUCCGCCGCCAUUGCGGAUUUCGGACAUAAAAUCAGUCAUAACCAGUAGCCACUGCUUUCCAUCGAUGCAGCGCAGAGAAGGAACAGAUAGGUGGGACGUUACGUACUCAACACGUUUACUUGUUUCAGACUUUUGAAACACGACACGGCAUAUUACCUUGUAUCGUGUUGUAUUUUCUACUGACUGGCUUCGACCUACACGUACAGUAAGGAGGUCGUAGCUAGCACAAGGCUACUGCCUCGCUAACUAGCUGUACGGGUUGGCUAGAAUAUCAGAACUCCCGAGUAUUUAAAAGAAAACCACCAUGGCACAAAUUCUACCUAUCCGCUUCCAGGAGCACCUGCAGCUCCAGAACCUGGGAAUUAACCCAGCCAACAUUGGAUUCAGUACUCUUACCAUGGAGUCGGACAAGUUCAUCUGUAUAAGGGAGAAAGUAGGUGAGCAGGCCCAGGUUGUCAUCAUUGAUUUGGCAGACCCCAACAACCCCAUACGCAGGCCCAUCUCGGCAGACAGUGCCAUCAUGAAUCCUGCCAGCAAAGUAAUUGCCCUUAAAGCUGCAAAGACCCUGCAGAUCUUUAACAUUGAGAUGAAGAGUAAAAUGAAGGCUCAUACGAUGACAGAUGACGUGAGCUUCUGGAAAUGGAUCUCCCUAAACACUGUUGCCCUAGUCACAGACAAUGCAGUCUAUCAUUGGAGCAUGGAGGGUGACUCUCAGCCAGUCAAAGUCUUUGACCGCCAUUCCAGUCUGGCAGGCUGCCAGAUCAUCAACUAUCGCACUGAUGCAAAACAGAAGUGGUUGCUGCUCAUUGGCAUUUCAGCACAGCAAAACCGUGUUGUCGGGGCCAUGCAGCUGUACUCUGUUGACAGGAAGGUGUCUCAGCCCAUCGAGGGGCAUGCUGCUGGCUUUGCACAGUUCAAGAUGGAAGGCAACACUGAAGAGUCAACCCUUUUCUGCUUUGCUGUAAGAGGACAGGCAGGAGGAAAACUGCAUAUCAUUGAAGUUGGGACUCCGCCAACUGGGAACCAGCCAUUUCCAAAGAAAGCUGUUGAUGUUUUCUUUCCUCCAGAAGCACAGAAUGACUUCCCUGUUGCCAUGCAGAUCAGCUCCAAGCAAGAUGUUGUCUUUCUCAUCACCAAAUAUGGUUACAUCCACUUGUAUGACCUGGAGACCGGAACAUGUAUCUACAUGAACAGGAUCAGUGGGGAGACCAUUUUUGUAACUGCCCCCCAUGAACCUACAGCUGGUAUCAUUGGAGUCAACAGGAAAGGACAGGUGUUGUCGGUUUGUGUGGAGGAGGAAAACAUCAUUCCCUACAUCACCAAUGUCCUCCAGAACCCAGACCUGGCUCUACGUAUGGCUGUCCGCAACAAUCUAGCUGGUGCUGAGGAGCUGUUUGCCCGCAAGUUCAACACGCUCUUUGCAGCAGGGAAUUACUCAGAAGCAGCCAAGGUGGCAGCCAAUGCACCCAAGGGUAUUCUGCGGACCCCAGACACCAUCCGUAGGUUCCAGACUGUUCCAGCCCAACCAGGCCAGACGUCUCCCUUGCUCCAAUACUUCGGAAUCUUGCUGGACCAAGGCCAGCUUAAUAAGUUUGAGUCUCUGGAGUUGUGCAGGCCUGUUCUCCAGCAGGGACGCAAGCAGCUACUAGAGAAAUGGUUAAAAGAGGACAAGCUGGAGUGCUCUGAGGAACUUGGAGAUUUGGUGAAGUCAGUAGAUCCUACUCUUGCCCUUAGUGUCUACCUAAGAGCCAACAUCCCAAAUAAGGUGAUUCAGUGCUUUGCAGAGACUGGACAGUUCCAGAAGAUUGUCCUCUAUGCCAAGAAGGUGGGCUACACUCCAGACUGGAUUUUCUUGUUAAGGAAUGUAAUGCGGCUCAGUCCAGAACAGGGCCUCCAGUUUUCCCAGAUGCUGGUUCAGGAUGAAGAGCCACUUGCUGACAUUACACAGAUUGUUGAUGUGUUCAUGGAGUACAACCUCAUUCAGCAGUGCACAUCUUUCUUACUUGAUGCCUUGAAGAACAACAGGCCCACGGAAGGUCAACUGCAGACACGACUGCUGGAAAUGAAUUUAGUCCACGCACCACAGGUUGCAGAUGCCAUUCUCGGAAAUCAGAUGUUUACCCACUAUGACCGCGCCCACGUUGCACAGCUGUGUGAGAAGGCUGGUCUCCUGCAGAGGGCGCUGGAGCAUUAUACCGACCUGUAUGACAUUAAACGUGCUGUGGUGCACACACAUCUUCUCAAUCCAGAGUGGUUGGUGAAUUUCUUUGGUUCCUUGUCAGUGGAGGACUCUUUAGAGUGUCUGAGGGCAAUGCUAUCUGCAAACAUCCGUCAGAACCUGCAGAUCUGUGUCCAAGUCGCUUCCAAGUAUCACGAGCAGCUCUCUACACAGUCCCUGACUGAACUUUUUGAGUCGUUCAAGAGCUUUGAGGGUUUGUUCUACUUCUUGGGAUCCAUUGUGAACUUUAGCCAAGAUCCAGAGGUUCACUUCAAAUAUAUCCAGGCUGCCUGCAAGACAGGCCAGAUCAAAGAAGUGGAGAGAAUCUGCAGAGAGAGUAACUGCUAUGACCCUGAACGUGUGAAGAACUUUCUUAAGGAAGCCAAGCUCACUGACCAACUGCCCUUGAUCAUUGUAUGUGACCGCUUUGAUUUUGUCCAUGAUCUGGUCCUGUACCUGUACAGGAACAGCCUGCAAAAGUACAUUGAGAUCUAUGUUCAGAAGGUGAACCCCAGCCGUCUCCCCGUAGUCAUUGGAGGGCUACUGGAUGUGGAUUGUGCAGAGGAUGUGAUUAAAAACCUGAUAAUGGUGGUUCGAGGACAGUUCUCCACAGAUGAACUGGUGGCUGAAGUGGAGAAGAGAAAUCGGCUGAAGCUGCUGCUGCCUUGGUUGGAGGCUCGUAUUCAUGAAGGUUGCGAGGAGCCUGCGACCCACAACGCCCUGGCCAAGAUCUACAUCGACAGCAACAACAACCCUGAACGCUUCCUGAGGGAGAACCCCUACUAUGACAGCCGGGUGGUUGGCAAGUACUGUGAGAAGCGAGACCCCCACCUUGCCUGUGUGGCUUAUGAAAGAGGACAGUGUGACCAGGAACUGAUUCAUGUGUGCAAUGAAAACUCACUGUUCAAGAGUCUGUCCCGCUACCUUGUACGUCGCAAAGACACGGAGCUGUGGGCAAGCGUGCUGCUGGAGACCAACAAUUACAGAAGGCCACUUAUUGACCAGGUUGUCCAGACAGCUCUGUCUGAGACCCAGGAUCCAGAGGAGGUGUCUGUCACAGUCAAGGCCUUUAUGACUGCCGACCUCCCCAAUGAGCUCAUUGAGCUUCUGGAGAAGAUUGUCCUUGAUAACUCUGUCUUUAGCGAGCACAGAAACCUCCAGAAUCUUCUUAUCCUGACAGCUAUUAAAGCUGAUCGUACACGUGUUAUGGAGUACAUCAACCGUCUUGACAACUACGAUGCCCCAGACAUUGCAAACAUCGCAAUAAGUAAUGAACUGUUUGAAGAGGCUUUUGCUAUUUUUCGAAAAUUUGAUGUCAACACCUCUGCGGUGCAGGUUCUGAUAGAGCACAUCAGUAACCUGGAUAGAGCUUAUGAGUUUGCUGAGCGCUGCAAUGAGCCACCAGUGUGGAGUCAGCUGGCAAAAGCCCAGCUCCAGAAAGGCCUGGUCAAAGAAGCAAUUGACUCUUACAUCAAGGCCGAAGACCCCUCUGCUUACAUGGAAGUGGGACAAGCUGCUGCCCAAGGUGGAAACUGGGAGGACCUAGUGAAGUUUCUUCAGAUGGCUCGUAGGAAGGCCCGUGAGUCUUUUGUUGAAACAGAGUUGAUCUUUGCCUUGGCAAAGACAAACCGCCUGGCUGAACUGGAAGAGUUCGUCAAUGGGCCCAAUAAUGCUCACAUUCAGCAAGUGGGUGACCGUUGCUAUGAUGAUAAAAUGUACGAGGCAGCUAAACUGCUUUACAACAAUGUGUCCAACUUUGGCCGCCUGGCUUCCACGCUAGUGCACCUGGGAGAGUACCAGGCAGCUGUGGAUGGAGCUCGCAAGGCCAACAGCACCCGUACAUGGAAAGAGGUGUGUUUUGCAUGUGUAGAUGGGAAAGAGUUCCGCCUCGCCCAAAUGUGUGGCCUGCAUAUUGUUGUUCAUGCAGAUGAACUCGAGGAACUCAUCAACUACUACCAGGAUCGAGGCUACUUUGAAGAGCUAAUCACUAUGCUGGAGGCUGCCUUAGGUCUAGAGCGUGCACACAUGGGUAUGUUCACUGAGCUGGCUAUCCUGUACUCAAAAUUUAAACCCCAAAAGAUGAGGGAGCACCUGGAGCUUUUCUGGUCCCGUGUCAACAUUCCAAAGGUUCUUAGGGCAGCAGAGCAGGCCCACCUUUGGGCCGAGCUUGUGUUUCUCUACGACAAGUACGAGGAAUAUGACAAUGCCAUCAUCACCAUGAUGAAUCACCCAGCUGAUGCAUGGAAGGAAGGCCAGUUCAAAGACAUUGUUACAAAGGUGGCCAAUGUUGAGCUGUACUACAAGACAGUACAGUUUUAUCUGGAGUUUAAACCAUUGCUACUCAAUGACCUUCUCAUAGUUCUCUCCCCAAGACUGGACCACUCACGUGCUGUCAACUUUUUUAGCAAGGUGAAACAGCUGCCUCUGGUCAAACCUUACUUAAGGUCUGUCCAAAAUCACAACAACAAGUCAGUGAAUGAGGCACUCAACAUCCUCUUUAUCAACGAGGAAGACUAUGCGGCACUGCGUACUUCGAUUGAUGCCUAUGACAAUUUUGACAACAUUUCAUUGGCCCAGGGCCUGGAGAAGCACGAGUUGAUUGAGUUUAGAAGGAUUGCAGCCUAUCUUUUCAAGGGCAACAACCGCUGGAAACAAAGUGUUGAGCUGUGCAAGAAGGACAAGCUUUACAAGGAUGCCAUGCAGUAUGCAUCAGAGUCAAAAGACACUGAGCUGGCAGAGGAGCUUCUGGCUUGGUUUCUAGAGGAAGACAAUAAGGAGUGUUUUGCAGCCUGCCUAUUUACCUGCUACGACCUACUGCGGCCUGACGUGGUGCUGGAGACCGCAUGGCGACAUAACAUUAUGGACUUCUCAAUGCCAUACUUCAUCCAGGUCAUGAGGGAGUAUCUCUCAAAGGUUGACAAACUGGAAGCCUCUGAGUCCUUGAGGAAACAGGAGGAGCAGGCUACCGAGUCUCAACCCAUUGUUUAUGGCACACCCCAGCUAAUGCUCACAGCAGGGCCCAACGUGGCGGUGCCUCCUCAGCAGGCUUAUGGUUAUGGCUACACGGCACCAGGAUAUGGUCAGCCACAGCAGCCCAGCUUUGGUUAUGGCAUGUAAACAUCACUAACCACGCCCCCUGACAAAAUCUUAAACCCACACCUUCUUUCCAUUUGUCUCUUUGUGUUCCUCAAAAGCUUCCCAUGGUCUUUUACUCAGAAUGAGCAAACAGCAGGCCACUCUGGUUUGAAGUAUUUUUAUGAUGUCCUGUUACAAGAGAAAAUUUAACUGCAUUGAAGGACUGCAUUGUUUAAGAAAAAAAUCACAUUCCAUAUUAAUGACUUUUUAUUUGGAUUGUUUUGUGUUUAUGUUUGUCUUUUUUAUUGGUUUAUGUUUUGUGCAGAAGUGGACAUGCUCAAGCUCAGCAAUGAACAUUUGAAGUAGGUGGAGGAGCACUGGAUUUUGCACUUGUGAAAACGUUAUUGUAGAGAAGCUCUUAAUUUUGAUGUACUGAACAUGUGAACAGCUUAAAAUGUCUUGUUUGUAUGUAUAAUAUAAUAUAUUCUGAGUAAAAGAUGGGGUUACGUAUAAAAUUUCAACAUAUAUCGCCAUUUAAAUGGCUGUAGCUAGCAACACUAAGUAAUGAUAUUAUAUUCUGCACAGGCAUCUAGCUUUAUGGAGUUUAAAACUUACUAACAGAUGAGAGGGAUGUAUGAGGGUGUGUUUGUCUUUUAUGUGUGGAUGUGACUCGAUGGUCUUAAUAAAAAUUGUACCUCCUUUCUGCCUGUGCUGGGCUACCCCGAUCCACCCUUUAGAUGUAAGCUCUUCAAUAGCCUCAUCAGGUCCAUGUGCCGUGCUUUGUGUGAGACUGUAUCUGUAAGUGCAAAGACAGGCUACCACACCCAAGGGCCCUUAAAUCUUUAACUGUACUGUUUGUGUGUAUGUAUUUACUCCCUCCUCUUACUGAGGCCUGUGUAUGCCAGGUGUUGUGCUGUUUCUCUUUCCCUUACUUUUUUCCGUGUACAGAUGUGAACAUGAUGAAUUGCAAACUUUUAGAUGGAGACCCCCACUAUUCCACCUUCCACUCAGUUUCCUGUUCUAUCUCCUCCCUCGAUGAGCAUUAGCAGUUAUUACAAACAAUGUGGCAAAAGAAGACAACCUUGUUAAACCUUUGGUGUCCUAAUGCCAGCGAAAUGAGAUGGAUUUACACUUGUAUAUGUUGUGUGUUUAGAUGGUUAAGAUUAAUAAAUGAUGUCUCAGUACAUCUAGUUCUUUGUCAAGAAUGGUCCAAGAUAAGAGAUUGUAUUUACCUUGAUGUAACUUCCUUACAUGAUUUAAGCUGUGUGUAAAGUGUCAUCCUAAUCUUAACCUAAAUUGAGUUCCUUUUUGUUGUCUUGCAUACUACAAAUAAAUGUUUCCUUUCAAUAAAAGUGGAAGGAAAAUAAAAUAAUAGACUCAAUAAAAAAUGUAAACUUUA